CCUCAACCAUCUCCUGCUUUUUACUUUCCUCCUUCACCCCGUUGCAACUGAUCGGUCUAACCUUACUUCUGAAUUUAUGUCCCUGAUCGAGUUUAAUCUCACAUCAAGUUUGCAAUAGGUUGUUGAGACUGCUUUGAAAUAAAGUAAAUGCCGCAUAGGCUUCUCAGCCCAUCCAAGCAUCGCCUGCAAUGACCUUUCUAGUUCCAAACCGUUGCCCUUUACCCCCUUGUCUGCCAUCUGAGAUUGUCCCGCGGCACUCGGAACGUACUGUUCACGCGCCAACAGCCUUACCAGAGUUGUUGACGCAAUCGAUAACCUCAACUCACCACGAACAAGGCCGCGCAACUAAGCUAGGAAUGCAAGGGCCCUUCGUGCUGGACAUUCUCAAUACUGCUCCAAUAGGCUACUUGAUCCGGAAUCUGAGUCGCCGAAUGGUAGAGAACAAGGGUCUGCUGAUUGAUCAACUCAGUCAGAAUGAUUUUGAUAAGGUGGUCGACCUGAUAUUGCCUAAGGUUUCGUCUGGAUUUCUGGACAAAGCUAUGGAACAAAGGUUGAAAAGUAUCGGAGACACCGACUUGAGGAACGCUCUAGGCAAGGCGGAAAUCAGUAUCAUCUGCCAACGCUGUCAGGAGCCUACUGAUUCCAGUCGGAGAACAGAAGAACAGGGCGAUUGCCAUCGCAUGCGGAGCCAUGGAACGUCGAGGGAAGCUUUGGCUGCUAGCCAUGGCAACAUAACACGUUUUAAUCCCCCAUUGCAAACGGCGCGAGACCAGGUAGGCUUGUACAGGUCGAAUGGAUUGCAAAGAUCCGAUAGCAUCAUGUUGACAAUUCACCAGAAUCCUUUCCACGAUAGUUUUAGCCCAGGCCUACAUGGACAGUCCCCAGCUAAAGGUGUAUGUUUUUGGUCCGAACAUUCCUCUUGUGGCCGGGCGACACGUUCGGGUCCCAACAGCCUCGACACUACGGCAGAAGCUGGCGCAAAUCGGGCGGAUGACGACCUAAAGCCCCCGUUACAUACAGCCAACAAUUUAAUCAUCCUAGCGGACGCGGCAGCGUUUUCCGCGGAGCGCACCGCUGCACGGAAUCAGAGAGGACCUCUUUCCUCGGACAACCAGCUUUUGCAUGCAUCAGACAACCUCGGACUGAACAAGAACUUGGGGGCUUCAAAUAAGCCUUACAAACAGAGGCCUGGUUGGACUUCCGCCAGCUACGCCACUGCAGGAAUGGGCGCCGAAGCCCCUCCAGAUUGGAAAGUCACAUUACAGAAAAUAAAGAAUGACUGCUACCAGCCGUACCUAGAUAAGCAGAAAGAUCAAUUUGGUGGGGAAAAACCGGUUGUUGGGCAUGCGAUCAAUCAAACGGCGAUCUCCGAAACGCCGUGUGUUCAGUUUUCUCAGUCUCUUUUACAGGCACAAGAGGCCCCAAGCUUGCAGCCGGCAAAGAUCAACCUUCACCGACACCCACUUGCUGGCCAGCACGUUAUAGUGGGCACCACUACUCGAAAGUCACUAGGAAAACGAACCAUGGACGGGAAUUUGUUGAACAAAAGAUCAACUAAGCUACACAAAACCGGCUCUUAUGCUUCCUUCAACGAUGUGUUGGCGGAUCCAUCAGUGGGGAGCAGUACUGCUUGUACUGUGUUGAAUUCUGAUAAUGAUGAUCCCUGCCGCUCUGCCUGA
Pyricularia grisea is the source of this 1679-nucleotide messenger RNA. RefSeq lists its product as uncharacterized. The transcript has 2 exons. Bases 189 to 1679 code for a protein of 496 amino acids. The record is from RefSeq and is a predicted model, not a curated record. NCBI's taxonomy places the organism in Eukaryota, Fungi, Ascomycota, Sordariomycetes, Magnaporthales, Pyriculariaceae.